CGCUGUUCGCCGAGCUGCUGGAAGAUGGCGAGCGGCUCGGACGCGCGGCCGCCCUGGCGUGUGGGACGACUGACGCCGCCGCCGCUGUUGUUGCUGCUGCUGCUGCUGCUGCUGCAGAGCUCGGCCCGGGCGGCUCACAUCAAGAAAGCGGAGGCGACGACGACGACCAGCGCUGGCUCCGAAGCGGCCGAGGGCCAGUUCGACCGCUACUACCACGAAGCGGAGCUGGGCGAGGCGCUGGAGGAGGCGGCGGCCGCGGGCCCGCCGGGCCUGACUCGUCUCUUCAGCAUCGGCCGUUCGGUGGAGGGUCGGCCUCUGUGGGUGUUGCGUCUCACGGCGGGCCUGGAACCGUCGGCCGUUCCCGGCGACGCGGGGCUGGACGCGGCGGGGCCGCUCGUACCGGGCCGGCCUCAGGUGAAGCUGGUGGGUAACAUGCACGGCGACGAGACCGUCUCGCGUCAGGUGCUGGUGUACCUGGCCCGGGACUUGGCUUCGGGUUACCGUCGCGGCGACCCGCGCAUCGUCCGCCUGCUCAACACCACCGAUGUGUACUUGCUGCCCAGCCUCAACCCCGACGGCUUCGAGCGCGCCCGCGAGGGCGACUGCGGCCCGCCGGGCUUUGGCGGCCGCGACAACAGCCGAGGCCGCGACCUCAACCGCAGCUUCCCCGACCAGUUCAGCACCGGCGAGCCCCCGGCCCUGGACGAGGUACCCGAGGUGCGUGCCCUCAUCGACUGGAUCCGCAGGAACAAGUUUGUGCUGUCUGGAAAUCUACAUGGAGGCUCGGUUGUAGCAAGUUAUCCUUUUGAUGAUUCUCCAGAACAUAAGCCCACUGGAAUCUAUAGCAAAACCUCAGAUGAUGAAGUCUUUAAAUACUUGGCCAAAGCUUAUGCCUCAAACCAUCCCAUAAUGAAAACUGGUCAGCCAAAUUGUCCAGGAGAGGAAAAUGAGACUUUCGAAGAUGGAAUCACAAAUGGUGCACAUUGGUAUGAUGUUGAAGGUGGUAUGCAAGAUUACAAUUAUGUAUGGGCCAACUGUUUUGAAAUCACAUUAGAAUUGUCUUGUUGCAAGUACCCACCUGCUUCACAUCUUCAUCAGGAAUGGGUGAACAAUCGUGAGUCUUUGAUCACAUUGAUUGAAAAGGUACACAUUGGAAUUAAAGGAUUUGUUAAAGAUUCAGUAACAGGAUCUGGGUUGGAGAAUGCAACCCUCUCAGUGGCUGGUAUUAAUCAUAAUAUCACAACAGGCAGAUUUGGUGAUUUCCACAGAUUACUUGUUCCUGGAAUUUAUAAUCUUACAGCAGUUGCAACUGGGUAUAUGCCACUGACUAUUAACAAUAUAACUGUGAAAGACGGACCUGCCACAGAGGUGGAUUUUUCUCUUAGGCCAACUGUGAGCUCAGCAGUUCCUCACACAACUGAACCUGUGGCAACAGCUAGUACAGUUGCUGUCCCUAAUAUUCCUCCUGGAACAUCAUCUUCCCAACAGCCAGUUCAGCCAAAAGACUUUCGCCACCACCAUUUCCCUGAUAUGGAAAUCUUCUUGCGAAGAUUUGCCAAUGAAUACCCUAAUAUCACUCGUCUGUAUUCAUUGGGAAAAUCUGUAGAGUCUAGAGAACUCUAUGUGAUGGAGAUAUCUGAUAAUCCAGGUGUCCAUGAACCAGGUGAACCAGAAUUUAAGUACAUUGGAAAUAUGCAUGGAAAUGAAGUAGUUGGAAGAGAACUGCUACUGAACCUCAUUGAAUACCUUUGUAAGAACUUCGGAACAGACCCAGAAAUAACUGAUUUAGUUCGUGGCACUAGAAUUCAUCUUAUGCCAUCCAUGAAUCCUGAUGGGUAUGAAAAGUCCCAGGAAGGAGAUUCAGUAAGUGUAGUUGGCAGAAACAACAGCAACAACUUUGAUCUCAACCGGAAUUUCCCAGACCAGUUUGUUCAGAUCACAGAUCCUAUCCAACCAGAAACCAUUGCUGUAAUGAGCUGGUUGAAGGCCUAUCCAUUUGUGCUAUCAGCAAAUCUGCAUGGAGGUUCUUUAGUGGUUAACUACCCUUUUGAUGAUGAUGAACAAGGAGUUGCCAUAUACAGUAAAUCACCAGAUGAUGCUGUGUUUCAACAAAUAGCACUUUCUUAUUCCAAGGAAAAUUCCCAGAUGUUUCAAGGUAGACCGUGCAAGAAUAUGUAUCCUAAUGAAUAUUUUCCUCAUGGAAUAACAAAUGGUGCUAAUUGGUAUAAUGUCCCAGGUGGUAUGCAGGACUGGAACUAUUUACAAACAAAUUGCUUUGAAGUAACCAUUGAACUAGGUUGUGUGAAAUAUCCACUUGAGAAAGAUCUGCCAAGGUUUUGGGAACAGAAUCGAAAAUCUCUAAUCCAGUUCAUAAAACAGGUUCAUCAGGGUGUCAAAGGAUUCGUCCUUGAUGCCACAGAUGGUAGGGGUAUAUUAAACGCCACCAUUAGUGUUGCUGAAAUCAAUCACCCAGUGACUACUUACAAAACUGGAGAUUACUGGCGUCUGUUGGUUCCCGGAACUUAUAGAAUCACAGCAUCUGCUCGAGGGUAUAACCCAGUUACCCAGAAUGUGACUGUCAAGAGGGAAGGUGUGAUUCAGGUCAACUUCACGCUUGUUCGGUCGACAGAUGCAAACAGUGAAUCAAAGAAAGGAAAAGGGGACAGCACGGGCAGUGAUAAUGUCAGCGACCCAACAACUAAGCAGUUUGAAGCGUUAAUCAAAGACCUCUCUGCUGAGAAUGGUUUGGAAGGUUUCAUGUCAAGCUCCUCUUCAAAUUUGGCUCUUUAUCGAUACCAUUCCUACAAAGAUUUAUCAGAGUUUUUGAGAGGACUUGUAAUGAACUACCCACAAAUUACAAAUAUUACCACUUUGGGACAGAGUGCUGAGUAUCGUCACCUUUGGUCCCUUGAAAUCUCCAAUAAGCCCAACAUAUCUGAACCUGAAGAACCAAAGAUUCGUUUUGUUGCUGGUAUCCAUGGAAAUGCUCCAGUUGGAACUGAACUGCUUUUGGCUCUGGCAGAAUUUCUCUGCCUGAACUACAAAAAGAACCCAGUUGUAACCCAAUUGGUCGAUAGGACUAGGAUUGUGAUUGUCCCUUCUCUAAAUCCAGAUGGGCGAGAACGAGCACAAGAAAAAGAUUGCACCUCAAAGGUGGGACAAACAAAUGCCCGUGGAAAAGACCUGGAUACAGAUUUCACAAAUAAUGCCUCCCAACCUGAGACUAAAGCCAUCAUUGAAAACUUGAUUCAAAAACAGGACUUCAGUCUUUCUGUUGCUUUAGAUGGUGGUUCUGUGUUGGUCACAUACCCAUAUGACAAGCCAGUGCAGACAGUGGAAAACAAAGAGACUUUGAAGCAUUUGGCAUCUCUCUAUGCAAAUAACCAUCCAUCGAUGCACAUGGGUCAGCCUAGUUGCCCAAAUAAGUCAGAUGAGAAUAUUCCAGGAGGAGUAAUGCGUGGAGCAGAAUGGCACAGUCACUUGGGCAGCAUGAAGGAUUAUAGUAUCACCUAUGGCCAUUGUCCAGAAAUCACAGUAUAUACAAGCUGCUGCUACUUUCCUAGUGCAGCACAGCUCUCUACCUUGUGGGCAGAAAAUAAAAGGUCUCUUCUUAGCAUGUUGGUGGAGGUUCACAAAGGAGUUCAUGGAUUUGUUAAAGAUAAGACUGGUAAACCAAUCUCUAAAGCAGUCAUUGUACUCAAUGAAGGAAUAAAAGUAUACACAAAAGAGGGAGGUUAUUUCCAUGUACUGUUAGCCCCAGGUGUCCAUAACAUCAAUGCCAUCGCUGAUGGGUACCAGCAACAACAUUCACAGGUAUUUGUACAUCAUGACGCAGCCAGUUCUGUGGUAAUAGUCUUUGAUACAGACAACCGGAUAUUCGGUUUGCCAAGGGAGCUUGUGGUAACUAUAUCAGGAGCCACCAUGUCAGCAUUUAUCCUAACCGCUUGCAUUAUUUGGUGCAUCUGUUCAAUCAAGUCUAACAGACACAAAGAUGGUUUUCAUCGGCUGCGGCAACAUCAUGAUGAGUAUGAAGAUGAAAUUCGCAUGAUGUCAACAGGCUCCAAGAAGUCCCUCCUAAGCCAUGAGUUCCAGGAUGAAACAGACACUGAAGAAGAAACAUUAUAUUCUAGCAAACAUUGAAGACUACAUUUUGCAUGUCUCCCAGCUUAAUUACCAAGCAAAAUGACAGCUCCUUUUGGGAGACACUGCACUGAGAAGAGACUCAUCCUUCAAAAAGUUUUGGGAAGUUCAUUGGUUAAAUUUAUAUUCUAUGUGAAUAUCGCUGGCAGUUUUGAAACUUCCCAUCCUUAAAGUACUCUUAACUUUUUCUAAAAAUCUGAUUUCUAUUUAUGCAGCAGAAAUGGGAAAGCCCCUUUGUUUUCCUUUUAAGAUGAGCUGUUUGGAGCUUAUAUAUUAACAGCAUAAAGCCACCUAGUAGAUGUAUUUUGCACAUCAGGUAUUUGCUAGUGGCUUUAGCUUUUUUUUUUUUUUUUUUUUUCUUCCUCUCCCUCUCUCUCUGUCUUUAUUUUAAAGGCCAAAAGAAUCUACAAACAUUUAGGCAGGGACACCAGUCAGACUCUGACAUAAAGCUUUAAAAACUCGAGCUUUUUCUUAGUCUACUGAGGAGUACUCUUCUAGUUACUAAAUAGCUGGAGUUUCUCUUAUUCAGGUUCAAUGGAGGUUGAAUGAUUUUUAAACAUAUAUGACAUUAGGAAAUAAAUAAAUAAAUAAAUGGGAUCUUGCAUUUGUCUUUCUACCUGUUUCCAGGCUAGAUCAGAACUGGUGGGCUGUGCUCUCAGCAGGAUUUUACUACCUCUCUUGUAAGGUUUUGCAAAGUUCUAAAUAUCUCCAUCUUCAGGGAGAACUCACUGACUUGGCUGUGAAAGUUCCAGCUGUCCACCUGAGUGGAGGUGAGAGGGAGACCUAGCGGAAGCCAACAUUCAUGCCGCCUGUCUUCUAACUUUGUCAAACCCACAGGUGCUGCUGCUUUUAUCUGUGAAGCACUCGUUUAUUCUAGGAAUGUCUCAUUCCUUAUAUUUCCUAAAUUUCAACCUUUUUCUAUGUUGUGCACUUACAGUCUUCAAAAGAUCCAGCCAUCUAGAAGUUCUGAAUUCUGAAAAUAUCUGAAAGUAUGAAAGAGACCUAUUUGCACAUCCUUAAUAUAUUUUAAUCCAAAAAUAUCUACAUUGCUUACUCCAGCCCGAGCUUCACCCUGUAAUAGCUUACUGUUACUAACAUUGCUCAGCCGGACUUAUGCACACAGGCUGCUGCAAGUGAUUUGGUUCUUUGCCCUAAUGUUUUGGUUGACAGUCUUUUUUUUUUUUUAACCAACUAGUUUUGUUAAAAUUUCAGUUAAAAAGUUUUAAAUAUGGCUCCUUCCAUUUAAAAAACAAAAACAGACUGUCAUGUGAUAUAUAACACUGGUGUGAAAAAUGCCAUUUUCACUGCCAGUCAGGCAAAGACCUGAAAGAUUUGCAUUUUAUUGUGUCUAUCUUAUGCUGUUCAGUGGAAAUGAUGCUUUUUGUAAGUAUGAGUCUUACCAAGGAAUGAUGUAAAGGUUUAAUACCUUUGAAUGUUUUAAUAGCCAAGUUGCUGCUGAACUUGUACUAAAUCAGGGGAUCAGAAAACUAGCUCUUUUAAAGUUGCAUUCAUACCCAUCCAUGUAUCAGUCAUUCCAAAGCCUUCUUGUGGGGUUUUACUCAGUUCACCUAGGUACCUCAACCACAUCUUGUGAGGAAUGCAUCCAAAGUGGCUUUUAUAAAAUAGAGGUCUUGUUUAGCAGAAGUAAUGAGAUAAGGAGAUUUGUUAGCAAGUACCUAUGUGGUGGCUUAAGGUAAGCCACUUUAGUGUUAGUCCUAGUAUUAGCAAUUCUAAAUCCUGCCCACAUACACAGAACAGAGUUUGAGGGAUGUUAACAGUUAAUGAAGUACACAUGAUUUAUUUUCCUCUAAUAUUUUAUAUUUCCUUGAGUGAUAUGGUGUGGUGCUCUUUUUCAGAUUUAUUUUUUAAAGUGUAAAGUCAGAAAACCAACAAGGGGCCUGCAACUGAGUGGCUCUGCUUGGAACAUUGCAGCCAGCAAUGAAACCAAGUUUAUGUGACAGCCUUUGCUUUAUUAGUGUGGGUCUCCACCAAAGGAUACCUUUACAUUUACCUCUCUGUUUAUUGAAUUAAACGUGUCUUGAAGAAUACAUCUCAGUGGUUGGAGGCCAUGCCUUUUAAGUAUGUAUAAUGCUUCUUUAGAGAUGAAUAUACAAAUAGUUAUUUUAGUAAUUUUUUUCUCCUGAAACAAAACCCAAAUUCUGCUAUAUUUCUUAAGUCUUGAAUAAACUUUUAAAUAAUCCAUUGAUCUGGAAAACAAGGCCUCCCAGCAUCUGUUAUGUAUGAAGAUGAAUGUACAAGAUCCCUGACUACUAAGUCGGUUCUCAGCCCUGCUCUGUCUUGUCUUUGUGGGUCUAAUCUUGUGUUAGACCACAUUAACAGCAGAAGGCAUUGAAGCCAUAGGGAUGGGAAUCCGUUUCUUCAGUGUUUCUCCUAGAGACUUUCCCUUUCCUUGUAGUCAUGGAGGAAAGUAAGUACCACAGUAUUGAGAAACUUGUCCAAAUCUAAGAUGUGCCUUUCUUUGCUCACAAGGCAUGGUUUUGUCCUGGUGAUCAGUUUGUAAGCCUUCUUCCCUCCCGCUUCUUAAUAAAACAAAGUGAUUGAGUAGGCAAUGUUCAAAGUGUCUGCGUGUGCAAAUGUACUUGUGCUGAUCAUGUAGUAUGGGAAGAGGAGCCCAAGUAAUUCCCAAAGGUUUUGAUGUAUUUGGAAGAACUAUUGGGUGGUGAUGGGAUCCCAUCUGUGUGAAGGAUAUUCGCAGUUCAGAAGAGAAUUCACUUUGGGACUUUGUAAUGUUCCAGAAACAUUGUAUUUUUGCCUCAGUGUGAUUGACUGGUUAAUCUUUGGUAAAUUUCAUCUGAAUGGGAUUUGUUUAAUUAGUGAAUAUUACAUUUAAAACUAAUUAUGAGUGGAAAAAUAAAGGUAAUGCUUAUGUCUGAACUUACUGUGUUUCUGAGCUAACAUCAGGUUACUCAGUAACCAUGACCCACUCUUCCAUUUCCAUUUAUCCUCAGUGUUGAACAGAUUUCUAUUCUGGCUACCAGAAUGCAUUUGUGCCAGGUUUUGUCCCUGCUGUAUUAAAAGCUUCUUGGCUAUGAAUGUUAUAACCGUGUCCUAGGAUUUGGUUCUCUGGUAGAGUUGUUUUAACAGUAGCAACCUAACACUUCCCCUGUAUUUUUGCUUUAUUGUUAUUGCUAAAAAUUCUAUUUAUGUUAGACGUUCGGUGACUUUCUAUCUAGCAACCCUGAUAACUUUAGGUUUGUGAUUUGUUUUUUGGGGGGGGGUCUUUGAGUAAUGUCAACUGAAGGUGAAUUUCUAGUUCAUGAAGAAAACUCUCCCAAUUCUACUUUUGGCAAAAAUUCACUAUUUCACUUGACUUUCAGAAUAUUGUCCUUGUUGGUUUUUUAUAUGACAGAAUACAUUAUGAAAUUUGAAAGUAGGUUCCAUUUUGAGGCAAUUGGAUAAAAAUUAUAUAAACAUACACAAUAAUAAUUUUUAUGAAUGACAUAAUAUGAGUGUUCUAGCUAUAUUCUAUGCUGCAGAUUUUCUGGAGGUAUGACAUAAUGACAUUUUUAUGUUCUUCUCUCCUCUCCAUUUUUUUCAGUCAAUACGCCCCAGCUUCAGAACUCUCUAUAGUUGUAACAUGACAUGCCCAAUGCUCACUCAAGUGUUUUAGUCUUUCACUUAUUUCAUGCACUGUGCCUUCAAAAUGGAAUUUUUAAAGAGACUUUAAAUGAAGUUAAAUAGUUGUUUUAAAAAGCCAAUCUGUGUAAUUUAUGUGAAAUCUAACUGUAAUGAGGUCCUUUGUUUUUUAUAUGUAAACAGAUCUACUAAUCCUGUAUAAAAGUUAUUUUAUUAUGUU
This is a messenger RNA of Jaculus jaculus (lesser Egyptian jerboa), 7957 nucleotides long. It is a transcript of the gene Cpd, whose product is annotated as carboxypeptidase D. The transcript has 21 exons. The record is from RefSeq and is a predicted model, not a curated record. Gene Ontology annotation, molecular function: metallocarboxypeptidase activity; zinc ion binding. Gene Ontology annotation, biological process: proteolysis. The coding region runs from base 25 to 4140 and encodes 1371 amino acids. Lineage: Eukaryota; Metazoa; Chordata; Mammalia; Rodentia; Dipodidae.